AUGCCACCAAGAAAACAAGAAACUCCAGCACCCACGUGCGGUAACCCUCUAUAUAAACAAUGGCUUGAGGAAAUGAUGGAGGAAGCAAAAGCCAAAAAUACCAAUACAUACCAUACUUAUAAAAAGGCUUGUGAUUCAAUUUCCAAAUAUCCAUUGGGUUUUACACACCCUUCUGAAGCCUCAAUUUUAAAAGGAAUUGGUCCUGGCAUUUGUGCAAAAUUGGAGAAAAAACUUGAGGAGUAUUGUAAGCAGAAUCGACUACCUAUACCUAAGAAACCCGCCGCUUCGCCAAAUGCUAACUCAAAAUCCAAGAAGAGGAUAAUUGAUCAUAACAAUGACACGUCCGAAGUCAUACCGAAUGAUAGCUCAAAGCCCAAGGAGGAAAUAAUAAUUGAUCAAAGUGCUGACGCGCCGGAAAUCAACGAGCCUCCCCUUAAAAAACAGAAAAAAAAACCUACUUAUAUUCCUAAAUAUAGAUCUGGUAGCUACGCUAUUCUUCUUGGCCUCUACCUCGCUCACACCAAAAAUCCAAACAGCAAUGGCAUAACCAAACCUGAACUCAUCAAGAUUGCACAACAGUUCUGCGACUCAUCUUUUGACAUGCCACAAAACCCAAAGCAUCAUUAUACUGCAUGGGGUUGCAUGAAAACAUUACAAGAAAAAGAUCUAGUCUAUAAAGACGGAUGCCCUCAUCGAUUUACGUUGUCUGAGGCAGGACUAGAAAUUGCACAUCAAAUAGUAAAAACUACAAACUGUGUUUUCAUUGAUUUGGAUGUGAAUGCUAUACAGAAUGUGACAUCGAAGAACAUGCCUACUAAUGAUAUUGAUAAUGAUAUGACAAAUCCCAUCACGGUGACAACCAAUUCUGAUAAGAAAUUAUCAGAAUCCAGUGGAUGCUCAUCAAGUGCUUCACGUAGCGCGUUUCCUCCCUUUACUCCUGUUGAAUGGUUACCUGGUACUUUUGAAGUGAUUCUUCUUAUUGAUAAUCGUGAAAAGCGCAUGCAGCAAGAUCGUGAUUAUUUUCAACAACAGUUACAACAGAGAGAUAUAAAUACUCAAACAAGAUCGCUCGAGUUGGGAGAUAUGAUCUGGAUAGCACGAAGGAAUCUUGAGGAAACUGUAUUGGGCUAUAUAAUGGAAAGAAAACGAAUGGAUGAUUUAGUAAUGAGUAUAAAAGAUGGUCGCUUCAAAGAACAAAAGUUUCGUCUUUCAAAAGCUGGCGCGAAACAAGUGAUCUAUUUAAUUGAAGAUUAUAAUAUGGAGGAAGCUGAAAAAUAUGGAAUGCAAGCUAUUGAAACAGCAAUGUCCGAGACUCAGGUUAUAAACGGCUUUUUCUUAAAAAGAACGAAAAAUAUUGAGCAGACAGUUGACUAUCUAGCUGCGUUAACAAGAAGAUUUAAAUCUAAGUACGAGAGUCAAUCACUGUUUAUUAUUCCUAAUAACGUCAUAUUUCGCAAUACCUUUCUGGAUUUGAAACGGUAUUUAGCCAAAUUACAUCCUGAACGCUCAUAUCACAUUUCCUACGAAAUGUAUUCAGAAAUCAAUAGCAAGCGUGCAUCAUUAACAGUACGCGAUACUUUUGUGAAGAUGCUUAUGACGAUUAAAGGAGUAAGCGCUGAGAAAGCUUUAGAAAUCGUGAAAAAAUAUCCAACACCAUUCCAAUUUGUGAAAGCCUUGGAAUGUUUGCUGGACGAAAAUGAUCAAAAGAAAAUGUUGAGUGAUGCUACCAGUUUUGAAAUUGGCAGGAAAAAAAUACAACCUGUCCUAAGUGGAAAAAUCGCUCAUAUUUGGUGUGCGGACGAAUAUUAA
Messenger RNA from Ambispora gerdemannii, 1809 nucleotides. The record is from the annotation of a GenBank genome assembly. Lineage: Eukaryota; Fungi; Glomeromycota; Glomeromycetes; Archaeosporales; Ambisporaceae.